GGGAAAAAAAGGUUUCACAGAGAGUUUCAUCCAGGAUAAAAUGAUUUAUUCGGAUCCUGUAGCUGCCAAGUGUCACACAGACGAUCUCUGAUGGGAAAAAUAAAUCUGUGAGUCGCAGUAAACUGCACUCAGACAGUAACGUGAACAUAACCAUCGAUAACAUGUGACCAGAAGCCACAGCGAGAGUCAGAGUGGCGUCUGAAAGAGGAAACGGCACCGCAGUCUGCAAUCUGCUAUCAGAGCUGCUAUCACUGUUUAUGAGAACAUUACUGGAGCUUGUAGUUGGAGUGACUUACAGCCAAAUGGUGCUUUAUCAGGAUGCGGUGCCCGAGUAUCCACUGAUGGACUGAACAUCCUGCAGACACUGAUCGAGUCUCACCAAAGCUUUUUGUUCUCCCUGCGGGGCGCGAUGGAGUUUCUGCUCCUGAUCUUUCUCUUUCUCCUUGCACCUGUGCUGCUGCCAGCCUGGUGCCAAACCAUCAAUGGAAGCAUUGGAGAGACGCUCCUUUGGCCGUGCAUGCACAAACUUACUAAGAGGUUUGUCCGUGAGCAAACUUACAUCUACUGGCAGGGGAUGGACGGCAGCAGCAACCCCACUGUGGCCCACGUCUAUGUGAAGGGAGAAGAAGACUUUCUUUAUCAAAGCUCAUCCUUUCAGAACAGGACUGCAAUCUUCCUUUCUCAAUUAGAGGAUGGAAAUUUCUCUCUCCUGAUUAGAAACCUGAUGCUGGACCACGAUGGGACCUUCAUUGAAGUUGUUUUUAUUUCAGAUGACUCAAAGGAGAAUAUCUGUCAGAAGACCCUGCAUGUAGCAGCGGUCUUCCAGGAACCAAACAUCGAGCUAAGCCAGGCCUCAGCAACCUGCAGCACGGCGGGGGGCUAUCCUGAACCUGAGGUGACAUGGCUCUCCACAGACGACCAGGGGAAUGAAACCAUCCUGGAGCCACUGGAAGUAAAGACUGAUAAUAACACCAGGAAUGGAACAUUCAGCGUCUUCAGCAAAGCCAACAUCAGCGGAUUAAAAACUGUAACGUGCAGAAUUUGUAAUCCCACCUCGGGCGAAUGUCAGACAACAACUAAAGACGUCUCACCUGCCAGGACUUUUAUUACAGGUGGCAUCGCUGUCAUCGUCAUCGUUACCGUCAUCGUGGGGAUUAUCAGCAUCGCUCUUUGUGUGUUCUGUCAAUUAAAUGGAAGAAGAACCUCCACAGGAUGAAGGUCUUUCUGUUUGACUGUGGACGUUAGAGGAACUCACAUUUGUGGACACGAACACUGUCAGAGUAUUUUUGUUUUUAAAGGUUUUGUUAUUCAUAUAAUAAUCAGCUAAGAGUGUUUAUAUUUCUGUUCUGUACUCAACCAGCUGCAUAUUUUAAUUGCUGGCUCCCUAUUUUAUAACGGAAACUGUUUGCCUUCACAUUGUCACUGUUUGCCUUCACACUAGCAGGAAACCGCCACCCACGAGUAAGAAACAACCUUGUAGAGAACACGAAGUUUUUUGAUAAACCACACCUGUUUUCUUGACAAAAUAAGGAUGAU
This is a messenger RNA of Pundamilia nyererei, 1536 nucleotides long. Its product is annotated as CD276 antigen-like. NCBI's taxonomy places the organism in Eukaryota, Metazoa, Chordata, Actinopteri, Cichliformes, Cichlidae. Gene Ontology annotation, cellular component: external side of plasma membrane. The coding region runs from base 410 to 1216 and encodes 268 amino acids. Gene Ontology annotation, biological process: cell surface receptor signaling pathway; cellular response to lipopolysaccharide; positive regulation of T cell proliferation. The record is from RefSeq and is a predicted model, not a curated record. The transcript is spliced from 5 exons.